Molecule: messenger RNA, 1689 nt
Organism: Aphanomyces astaci
Lineage: Eukaryota; Oomycota; Saprolegniomycetes; Saprolegniales; Verrucalvaceae
Exons: 3
Coding region: 327-1580 (417 amino acids)
Molecular function (GO): lipid binding; metal ion binding
Source: RefSeq, a predicted model, not a curated record
UGCAGUUGAAGUCUAGCAUUUUAAUUCUCAUAUCGAAACCAAUGUCAAUGUGUUCGAUACGUGUUCCGAACGUUGUAAUGCGACAUUCUGGGUAGUUGAAGUGCCACAUGUUGGCGCUGCGUGGUGGUAUACGUGCUGGCUGGCCAUUGUCGAAAAUGGCGCCGACCAAGUUCCCGCUCCCGGCCAACUUCUUUCGAUGCCCGAUGCUGACUCCGGCCGAGAAAGCAGAGUACCUGCAUACGGCGAGUGAGAACGCCAUCGACUUGGUACAUCCACCAUGCACGUCCAGGACAUUUGUCAUCUCUGCGUAGGUCGCGCACUGCAUCAUGGACGCCACAGGGCCGCUGCAAUGGACCCUCGAGUCCGCAUCGACCGACAUCAACAUCUACAUAUCCAACGACCCAACCCUUCCGUCCCACGUGUUGUGCUACGCGGGGGUGGUCGAGGUCAAAGCGUCCGUGGACGAAGUCGCGGCGCUGUUCCAAACGCACACCACCGACCUGUACAAGGAAUUCCGGCGGCGAUUCGCGUCAGAUCUGCUGGAUGGGCACAACCUGUACACCCUCGCCCGGCCCACGGAAACGCAUCCUUUGAAAGCGGUCAACAUCAAGUGGACGGUCAAUGAAAUGCCAGGUGGCGGUCUACUUAGCAACCGUGACUGGUGCUUUCUCGAAAGUAUGUACGAGUUUGACCAAAAUGGCCGGCGUGGAUGGGUGCGCGCAGUGUACUCGACCGAGCUGCGCUGCUGCCCGGACCUCCAAGCCAGUCUCGGGGUUGUCCGCGGCACUUUCUUCCGCUCGGGGCACGUCUUCGUCGAGUCCGAUCGGCCUGGCUACCUCCGCGGCACGCUCCUCUUCCAAGCGAACAUGAAUGGCGGGUUCCAGAAAGGUUUGAUUCCUUCGUGGGUGGUCAAGGCAGGCGUCCGCCGCCGCAUUCGAGGCAUCAGCGACAUCCACACGUUCCUAAGAGAGAGCCGGCUGAGCCAGGGCCCGCUCGUCGGCGCGUGGGACUUCGUGGACAAGGCCACCCGCCAGCGGUGCUACCUCUGCAGCAAAAAGUUUGGGCCGCUCCUGCGAAAAGCCUGGUGUCGCAAGUGUGGCGAGGUGGUGUGCCACAGCUGCAGCAGCAAGUGGACCCUCAGCAUGUCGGACACCCCCGUUCGCGCGUGCUCGGCAUGUGCGCUCGGCCUUGUGGCGCCGCAUACGUUCGCGAUGGACGCGGUCAAGUCGGCGCCGGCGGCCAUGGUGGCCCCCCACCUCCUCCGAAGGGACGGAUCAACCGACGCAGGUGACAAGCCCUUGCGCCAGACCAUCGGCGAUCCCACGGACCCGCACAGGGGCGUCCCGUCCACUCACAGUCAACCAACAUACCGCCAACCUCUGGCUUCGCGCAUUGAGUUCUACGAUAUUGGAUCACAACAUAAGCGAGGGAUUAGUGGAAAGAAGCAGCAUCAGCAACUCUUGCAAAGCGUCGGGUUUGAAGAUGACGCCGUGUAUUCGACCCAAGGCCCGAUCAUGUUGGCGGACGCACGGUUCCACGAACGUGAUCACACCGCCCGCGAUGAUUUCUGGAAUAGCUAAAACCUAGAUCAGUGUCAUCGUUCUUGCUUCAAGACCAGUUAAGUGAGCUGGCAACUAAGAAGGUUGCUUAGAAAAUACAUACCAUCACGUAAUGACUGUGGUUCGCAUA